Baudoinia panamericana UAMH 10762 is the source of this 219-nucleotide messenger RNA. RefSeq lists its product as uncharacterized. The record is from RefSeq and is a predicted model, not a curated record. The transcript has a single exon. The coding region runs from base 1 to 219 and encodes 72 amino acids. NCBI's taxonomy places the organism in Eukaryota, Fungi, Ascomycota, Dothideomycetes, Mycosphaerellales, Teratosphaeriaceae.
AUGUCGCUUGCGAGGUGUACCAGCAUGUUGCGAGGGCGACUCAUCCCGUCCACUGCCGCUUCGACAAAGGCCGGGGGCGCGCGCGCUGAGAUGCAGAGAUCCCCCUGCGGCCCUUCCGCCUCACUCAAGCGAUCAAGCAAAGGCAGUCAAGCCAGUAUGAAUCCCAGCAGGCCUGCUUUCCAGCCGGCGUCGACCACUCAAGCACCAGCGUCCAGCUAG